Malurus melanocephalus (red-backed fairy wren) is the source of this 11731-nucleotide messenger RNA. It is a transcript of the gene IPCEF1, whose product is annotated as interaction protein for cytohesin exchange factors 1. NCBI's taxonomy places the organism in Eukaryota, Metazoa, Chordata, Aves, Passeriformes, Maluridae. Bases 8045 to 9337 code for a protein of 430 amino acids. The record is from RefSeq and is a predicted model, not a curated record. The transcript has 11 exons.
UUUUUUUAAUGAUCUGUCCCUUUAUUACAGUAUCUUACCUAUUUAGAUUGUAAGAUAUUUUUUAGCAAGCUAUGUCUUGUAGUUUUGACUUCCUGAGUGUUCUGGGUUGGGGAUUUAAUUGCCCUCUAUUGUACUUAAUAGUGCAGUUCAAAGGAUCUAAAGAGCAGCGGAAUGGAAAAAGCAAUGCAGAGAGGCUUUGCCUUAUCUUAUUUGCCUGACUUUUCUUUGGGUUUUCUUUUCCUUUCCUCAAAGCUGAAGAGGGACACAACCAGCAGGCAUUCAAAUCUUCCUUUGAGCCUAAACCAAACUGUGACUGUGCCAAUAUGACUAACGAACUGCCUGGGAACUGAUGGCAAAUUGCUUGUAUUUUUAACCAACACAGAACAGAAAAAAAGGGUUGGGGCUCUGGUUCUCAGCAGAUUCUUUARGAGAGCCUCUCAUUAGCUGUGCUAGGGGGGCACUUCCAUUCCUUUUGGUGACUGUCAGUGCCUACAGUGGCCUGAAGUCCUUACCCACAGCAGGUGGUUUCAGUGAGGGUGCAGAAAACAUUGGCCUUUGAGAAAAUAUUAAGUCAAACUAUUUUGCAUUGUCUGAAGAAAAGAUGACUGCAUUGGUAUCAUAAGAACAAACAUUACAAAUUCAUGUUAGAAAUUUAUAGGACAAGAGACAAUAAGCAUAAAUUACAGCACAGAGCUUGAAUUUGGUUGAAAAACCUGAUGUGAAGGAGAGUUAAGCACUGGUUUAAGAUGCUGAAGGGAGCUGUGGAACCUCCAUUAUUUGAUGUCUUUAGGAACAGGUUAGGCAGCCUCUGUCAGAAAAAGCCCGAGUAAAUUGAUCCUGCUGGGAGGGACAGGCUUAAGAUCUCUUGAUGUCUCCACAACCUUAUGAAUUUGCAGAGAUGUGAGCAGGCUGUAUGCGAUUGUGUCCUGGUAGAGCUCAUCGAGUGCUUUCUGGCCUUUCUGGAUAAAAGACACCAUACACACUUCACCAUAGCCCUAGUGAAAUUUGGAGGUUUAAAGGAGCCUGAAGCAAUCGAAUGCAUGAGAAGAUUCAGUUCAGGGGCACCACACAUGAAAGAAGGACAGGKAGCAGUAAGAUUCAGAAUCACUAAUUUUGCAGUUUUGUAGUUAUCUGGAGUAAAAUCAUCAUCUUCUAAAAUUACCAUUGUCAUUCCUUCAGUCAAGGCACUGCAGAACAAUGAAAAAACAAUGCUAUUUGUUUUGAAGAAUUAGUGAGUUUUUCCUCUUAAUAGAAGGAAAGUGUUAGGAAUGGUGCUACGCUUUGGAGUUUUUGAGGGAAAGCAUAUUGAUAGUUCUAAAAUAUAGUUUGGCCUUUGAAAAUCAAGACAAUAGACCUACAAAAUCUGCUCUUUUGUGCUGCUUCCUGAUAGAGCUUGAAAGACAUAUCCYGGCACCCCUGCCAUUUCUAAUGUAGCUUUUAAUUUUUAAAAAGGAAAAUAGCUUGUGGACAGGUAGGGUAGCUCUGUGCUUAUGGGAGUAGCUUAUUUCUGUAUGUAAGUUCCUUGUUAAAACAGGCUGUGAAGCAAAAAUGUACCCACCUUCAUSUUUCAACCAAUGGGUGGCCCAGGGAUAUGAACUUUAUGGGGACACACACAGGUGGCAUUGUACCAAGAAAAAUAAUUUCUCACGCAGUGCAAAUCAUCAGUGGCCAGAGUCUCCAGAAAGCAGCAGCAGAUGUCCUGAAUAUUUUGACAUUCAAGUCUGUAGAAAACUCCAAAGAGGGGGAAGUGAAAGAAUGGUGGCAAGUCUCUUGCAAGCAGUUUUAGGGAUGUGGGACUUCAUUUGCACAUGAGUGCGACAGCUCUCUUCAGCAAAAAGCAUGGUGGGAAGUGGGAUAGAUUUCGUCUUUUCUACMACUCAAAGGACUGAGCCAUCUGCUUUUCCAUGUCGUCAAGGAACAGUGUCUGGUCUGCUGGCUUUAUCUCUUCYGUGGGCUAUUUACUCUUUCCAUAGGUAACACAAAGGCUUCUUCAGACCUGUAGUAUUGCCCUCACUAUGAUUCAGUGUGCACGUAAAGCCAGUAGUUAUUUUAGGAAGCAAUAGCUGAGUCUGUGCAUCAGAUUUCCAGAUACAUUUUUGGGCAAGUUUUCAGAUAAUCCACUUAAAUGCAGUUAAAAUGCUUUGAAGAUAUCAAAUGCCACAUUACUGAUAAGCACUGAUUAGUCAUGCAAAUAAAUGGAGAUGUUUUAAUUAGGGCAAAAUCAACAUGACUUUUACUGUGGAAAAGAGCCUGUGCAAACACAUUAAAUAGGUAAUUUAUUAGUGGGAACAACCUGUGAUUAAGGGUGCUGUGUUUUAACUUCUCGAGGAGAAUAAUAUACUUAGCAAAGUAGCAAUGCAAGAGAGUAACAUCUUGAUAAGCUAAAAACCAAUAACAUCUGUUUUUCAAAGUAUUCAUAAAAUUAUAAGUUAGGUAUUUGCCUCUUUAUGUCUGCUUGAGCCACAGUACAACUCCAAGUAAUCUACUCCAAUGUACUGCCUGAAAUGUGGCAGCCUUGCCAUCUGGUCAAUCUGAGAAUGCUUACAUAUCCUGUGGUGCUAUAGUAGCUUUGUUCUAGGAUUUGUCGUCACUUUUCUGCCAGGACCCUUUCUUCUUGCAGUAAUUUUUUUGUGUGUGCCUGUGACCUGCCAGCACCCUGACUGGGAGUGACAGCAAGUGACUGGAGCGUUUGCCACGAGGCCUUCUGGUGUUAUGUAGGUGUGUGAAGUGUUACUGGGUCAUUCUAUAUGUACUUCAGAGUCACUUUGGCAUGAUUGUGCACUUAURUGUAAGGUGAAUAGGAAUGGAUGCUGGGAUCAAGGUACUCUUAUGCUACACUUGCUCAGGAAGGCUGCUGAGAGUUGGAGCCAGACCUUUCAUGUUCUUGGAUAUGGUUGCACGCUGUGCUGUUGCUUUCCUUGGAAUCAGGAUAGGGUACCUCUGUGACRAGGAAUGGAGCAGAAUAUCAGACUGUUGUUACUGAUAUGUGUGUGUUUAUCACCUUUGACAAUAUAUCUGGGCAAUGURAGUGAUGAAUAUUUGAUAGACUAUGGGAAUACAACCCUGAAAUGAUUCCUUGUCUCUUUGUUUUUGGUGCCAGGGCUUGUUUAUAGUGRAGUGUGCCAAAGUUAACCUCCAAUUAAAAAUCAGGAGAGGCAACAGUUUACCCCAUGGUAAACACCACGUAGUGGCUCAAUUUACUCUCUGUCAGUUAGUCACAACACCCACAGUCUUUUUAAUUUAUGACUAAAAUGCAAAGGUGUAAUGUAAGUGGAUUUUCCAGUCUGGUUUCCUAGUUCCAGUGGAAUUUGCCUGAGCUUUAUGUAAGUAUAAAAGUAUUUACAUGUGUGUAUGCCUGUGGGWGUGUGUAUAUAACCAUGUAUUGAAUUCUGUUUCAACUACCCCACCGUAAUAUUUAUUAGAGAUGGAAUGGCGUGACCUGUCAGUUUCAGAUUUGCUCUUUUACCUUUGCUAAAAACCUUCCAAAGAGCUUAGGCUUWCAAACUACAGUCAAGGAACACAAGUCUGUUGUUGCCAUAUUUCCCUGCCCACACAGUCCCCUUUCCUAAAAAGAGGAUAAAACCARACUCAAGGGAAAGCUUUAGUGAAACACCUKAUGUAUAACUUCACACUUUAUGCCUAUAGGASUAGUAUUUCUCUCUUUUUUUUUUCCCCCUUAAACUGAGAAUAUGCAACAAUAAAUUUUCACAAUCAUGAGGUUACAAUGCCUAGUGAGGUAGGUAUUUAAAGUACCUACAAAAGUUCAGUGCAAAACCUAUUUUUAAUCAUUGCAAUUCUCCUUCUAGUGUAAUGGUUACACUCCAAGUGCAGCUGUGUCUGUCUCUGCCUUUUCAAAAAGAAGUCAAAUUUCAUUUAGAGUUGUGCUUUGAAAAAAACCCAAACAACUGCUGUGACUUCAUGACCUUUCUAAAAUGUGUUCUCUGCCUUUUAAAUAGGGACUUUCACUUGAAGGAAUUUACARCAGAUUUUCCUCUCAAUCCUUCACACUUAGAUCUUGGCUUCAUUCCAGAGUGUAAAAACUAGAUUUGUAAUUGCCUUAUUUACAAGGUAGGGUUUUCCCUUCUCGUUAUUUGCUUAACUUGGCGGAGUGUAGACUAUCAGGCGCCACUUAACCUUCUUAAAAAAUGUUUUAUUUCUCUUCUUUUUCUGAUAAAUAUCUAUUUAUUCUCCUGGAAAACCAUCAGAACAGAAAAAUCAGAUUAUUCUGAAUGUAAUUUGUAGUAUGAGACUGGGUUUAACAGAAGGGAAGAAACUAGAUAAAGUUGUCCUCUAUUUGAUUAGUAGACAAUUUGACUUAACAUUCACGUUGUACUUUUUUCCCUGAAAAUUACAGACCUAGAUAAAAUUUGGGUAAAACAGUGGUCUGAAUUUUCAUUCCAGGCUUUAAACAAGACUCAAGCAUGGUAAAUGUUCUGGGGAGCAAAACCAUUACUCCCAAUGGCUUAUGGCUUGACUCUGUGGGUUACUUAUUUAUUUUUACCUUCAGUCUCUGCCUCAUGGAUACCUGACUGGCUCUAGAAUAUGUGGAGACAGCACAGGGACACUUGUCAGGGACACUUAUGCUUCCAGGACAUCCUCAAGCCUUUUGCUCCCAAAUGUGCCAUCGUGUGCUCUUUGGCUUCCCUGCUGUCCAAAACAGGUCCCUGUCAGUGCUUUACUCUUCCCAAUGAUCCUAUCAGCAGGUCCCGGAACCAGCAUUCUCUUUAGGAAGAGAAAGUUUAUGGGGUGAGAGGGAAUAUAGUCCAGGGACUAACAGGCUAAAAGAGGGAUCCUGAGUGAGCUGGUUAUCCUCCCAUUGUCUGUCUUGGGACCCUGAUAGACCCUACAUCAGUCUCUGCUGGUUUUGGCCAAGAUGGUUUUGCUUGGUUUGGGAACUUCCCCGUGAGCAUGCAGACAGCGGGUUCACAUUACACAUUAUCCAGAUUUAUUUCAAAUGGAUCCAUGCAAAAAGCUAGUCCUUGUCUGGAAUUUCUGGCCAAUGUUUUUUUGCCAUGUUAUUUAACCUUUUUGCAAAUAUUGUGUGAGCAGCUGGCACUUGCAGUCUGACUGUGAUGCCCUCAGGGUUUUAUGUGUGUGACUGCUGUAGGAGGGCACCACAGUAAUUUCUCAGCUGGUUGGGCUGCUGAGGGCAUGUCAGUGGUGACUAACCCUGGUUGGAUUUUCUAGUCUACUCAGCCCUCUCUUUCUUCCUAUCUCCAAUGGACUGUGAAAAUAUUCUGAAUGUUACAAAUUGACUUGUUUGUGACAGUGCAACAGGCAGAUUAUUUAUCACAGCCUGGUGUACAAGUCCUUAGGRAAAUAUUUUUUUACAUGGUUUCCUACUUGGGGUUUUUUUAUGGCAUUUGACUGCUUGGCUGAGCUGUGUGGGUCUCUGCUCCUUACAAACUUCUGCAGUGGGAGAAAGAUGUUUUAUUGUUCUGGGUGGAUGAAUGUUGGUAUUCGUACAAAACACAGACUGUCUAGUCAUGCACAUUAAAAAAAAUCCAUUCCAGAUAAUGAUGACAAAAAAAGGAACAUACAUAMRUCAAAUAGGUCAUAUUCUGUAAAURCAGACAGUAGAUGACUUAGGUCUUGAUCCUGCAGGCAUUCAUCAGUGCGUGAAUACAUUUCUGUAGCACUGUUGACUUUCAGGACUGCUCAACUUCGUACGAUUAGUCCAAAGGCUAUGGAAUACCCGUAGUCAUUUUGUGAAACUCAUCUAGUUUAAAGUGUUACCAUCUUCAGGCUGUGGUCAUAYAUAUUUUGUAUUUCCUCACUGGGGAAGGCCACCCCAGUCACAGAGGUGACUGUAGCUGUUAACUGGGAACUGGUAAGCUGUGAGUGCAGGUCCAAGGGCUGCUGCAGCCCUGCUUUCCUUCUUGCAUCUAUCUUGCAGGAAAAGGAAUACCGGGGUGGAGAAAGUAAUGUUGAACUCUCAUACUGUAAAGUUUUAUAAAAGUGAAUACUUUCAGAAGUGUGGGGCAACCAAGAACAGCCAUGGCUCUUUGUGUUUCCUAUUUGGGUUAAUAGGGUGACUGACAUUCUAUACUGUGUAUAGCUUAUUGCAAGAUUCAGGUGUGGAAAUUCUUAUAAAUGCCUUUUAGUUUGACAUGAGGAAGGAAAUGUAGAAUGGCUUGUUUGGCCUCAUCUGUGAGCUAAAACAACCAAAUAAAAAGAGGACUUCGGAGAUAAAUCACUGUUUAAAACCAUUCUGUUUAAAACCAUCAAAARCAAGAUUGAAUUUAUUAGAUAGAUAUAGUUAUCUUUUUUAAGAAAAGAGAUUUAAAGCACAUAAAUGUUCCAUAUGGUUCCAGUGAGCACUGAUAGUAUUUUUAACUAUACUUUUUGAUAUCUUGAARGCUUGUGAGGUGUGCUUGUGUCUCAGCAGACAUUGAGCUGAUGCUCAUUCCCACACCAUCUCACUGUUGUUGAAUUGMCUGAAAUGUGAAAGUCCAGAUAUCUCCUUAGGGAAUGGUCUCAUGCUUUAUCAUGUGCAUGUGUAUUAUCAGAAUUCAGCUUUGAUUGAUUUCAUGCCAGYGAAAAAUAAUGUGUAGCUGAGUGAUAAUGGAAACCUGGAUACAAUUAAUAACAAGAGAAGAACUUGAAGGGAAAGAAUGAGAACAGGAAGCCUAAUCUUCAGCUUUUCUAUAUAUAGAAAACACCUCAAGGGUAAGCACAUACUGUGUUGUACAAAUACAUUUAAAAUGUGUUUUGUAGGCACAUAUUUUCAAUGUGUUGUCAUGAUCAGAAACACAUGUAGACUCUGAGAAGUUAUGUGAAGCAUGCAGUGCCCUUCCUCAUGCACAUAAGUAAGAGUUAUACACAGCGUAUAUGUGCGUAAAUAUUUAGCUGGAGCAACAGCCACAUAAGGAAUGCUUCAGAACCAUCCCCAAGUCAGGAAACCACAAAUUACAGGUCUGAAAUUUACCACACUGGCAUGYCUACAUAAAUAAAACCAACUGGAAAGAUAGGAGAGAGGAAAAACACAUUUACAAAUAGUAUUAGAUUAGAGAAGAGGAAAAAUGCUAAACUCUUUUCUUGGCUCUAAUCAGAAGGCAAAAGGUUACUACAGGCAGGAGCUUGCAGACUUUAGCUAAACAUCUUCCUGGUGCUGAGGAUGAGUCUUGGUUUUUGUUUAUUAUGCAUGCAAUCAGGGCUUUACACAUAAUCAUUAUUUUGAUGGAGGCCAAGMAGGGGCAUGGCUGGAUUUGUUUUUUCCCUUUCCAGGUACUUUGUCAUCAUCUUGCUCCCUCUUUAUCUCUGCCAAGUCUUUGGGAUGGGAUGAUGUCAUUGUCUUUAUCUACAUGUUAUCUACCAUGGUGAGCCCUUGAUCCUGACCAAGGGUGUUGGCUGUCUCAUGAAUGCUGGAUUAAGGAGCAGCCAUAGGAAACCUGAAUUUCUCUUGCAGACACUUCAGUAGAGUAAAUACAAGUGAUACUUGCAAAACCACCAAGACAACUGCUAGUUGUCACAAAGCCUUAUAUAGGCCUUGUUACAUCAGUCCUCUUCCAGCCCUCCCACCCUUAGCCUGUGCCAGAGCAAACUCCCAGAGCUCCUCUUCACACUCAGCUGUCACACUUGUAGCUCAGACUCUGCUGCAGCCGGGCUGAUGGAGGCUUGGAAAAAGCAGCUGCCUUGAAUGAUCAGUUGUUUCUCAGCCCCAGAUGUGCCUGGAACUGAAGCACAGMAGGUAAAAUGCAAUCCUUGGAACUGAACAGUAAGAAAAAGGGGUGUCAGGAGAUCUGAAGAAAGGAAGCAAAGUGACCGUGUGUAUKUGGAGUUGUCUUUCUGUCUCUGAAGAGAUUUCACUGAGCAGAAGUUUAAUUGGCUGGGAUGUGGAGCAUCACCACGUGGUAGAGCAAGGCAGGUGCUCAUUUCAUCUCCUACUCAGGUCUGCAACUGGUGAGAAGGUAGCAAGAAUCUCUGCUCUUCCUCCUGCAGUCUUCUUGGAGCUCUGCCCAUGUCCUCUGCUUCAACAGCUUGGAGGAUGUAAGGGAAGAAGAAGGGAAAGCAUUAUCUUUUCCACUAAGCUUUGAAACCAUUCAUGGAAGCUGAUGGCAAUGUUCUCGUUCCUUUGCGUCAGAAGGCAAGAAAGAAAAGUCAAGGGUUCUUUAUAAUGAGCCGCCGGAGGAUAUCGUGCAAAGAGCUGGGGCAAGCCGAUUGCCAAGGAUGGCUCUACAAAAAGAAGGAAAAAGGAGCUUUCAUUGGCAACAAAUGGAAAAAGUUCUGGUGUGUGCUAAAGGAGUCAUCGCUGUAUUGGUACAGCAGYCAGCUGGCUGAAAAAGCAGAAGGAUUUAUAAGACUUCCAGACUUCAGUGUGGAUCGAGCAAUUGAAUGCAAAAAAAAGCAUGCUAUUAAAAUCAGCCACCCACAGAUCAAGACAUUUUAUUUUGCGGCUGAAAAUGUUCUGGAAAUGAACACGUGGCUGAGUAAGCUGGGRAUGGCUGUAGACCCACAGGCACCAAACGGGAAGAACGAAGAAGAAUGCUACAGUGAAAGUGAACAUGAUGAUCCAGAAAUAACAGACACACCACCUCCACCYUACACAGUCCAGACACCACCUCCUCCUUCGCAGGACCAGCAGAAGUCAUCUUUCACCUCAACUCUGUCAAGUGAAGCAUCUUGUUCUCUCUCCUCCCCUGAAAGCACUUUCAACUCCCAAGAAUCAUCGUGUUCCUUGGCAUCCAAAGUGGUUUAUUCCGAGAGGCAGUCSUGGCUGGACCUGGUGAACAGUUCUGCCACGGAGGAGGGUGAUCAGCCUUUAACGUUCUGCGUACAGAUUCAUGCUGAUGAGCCGCCAGAAGUUGUCUGUGGAGAUGCAGCAGAAAGCCAGGAAGCUCAGCUUUCUGAACCAAAUGGUGGAUCCCAAACCUCUUACUUGAAUGCAGACACACACUGUCUUGCUGUGCCAGAUGCAACAGGACAGAGAUCACCAGCCAGAGACCAGGAAAAAUGUGAUGAUGAUGACGAGAUGGAGCGACUUUACAAGUCAUUGGAGCAAGCAAGCCUGUCUCCCAUUGGUGAUCGUCGGCUGUCAACUAAGAAGGAGCUUAGGAAGUCAUUUAUCAAGCGCAGCAAAAAYCCCUCCAUUAAUGAGAAACUCCACAAAAUUCGAAUGCUGAACAGUACAUUAAAGUGUAAGGAACACGACUUGGCCACAAUUAACCAGCUGCUCGAGGACCCAAAGUUGACAGCGGUGAAGUACAGAGAGUGGAGGAGCACAAACAUCAUGCUGGUCCAAGAUAUUUACCAGCAGCAGGAGGUCCAGGACAUGUCCACAGAGAACCGUGAGGAGCAAGAGAUGACUCCACAGCCAAUCACUGAAAGUGCUAUUUGAUCAAUGGCUCAUUGCAAGGUUUUUCUCCACGGGUCUUCACAUACAAGCAAUGUAAGCUGCUGUAUCCUGAGRUUUGUUUUUCGCAAGUGUUCAAAAGGAAAACAACCCCUUCUCCAAAGCAUUGAUUGCUCUUGCAGAAUUCAUUUAAUGUCAAAAGGGAAAGUCUCCRAGUUCAAAGAGCAUGCCUGAACCUGGCCUGCAUACUGGAGAAGAGUAUUUAACAAAGCAGCGAAGAAAUGUUUGUCAGUUUUUGGAGUAGAAAAUUCUGUGUCCAGCUCCUGGAAGGCACAGAAUUAUGAAAUACGUACUGUAUAAAUAUGAGGUCCUUGGGAUUGUCUUAACCAUUUUACCUUGAAAUGAAGCUAAACUGAUACCAGCAGGAUGUAGUCUACUCUACCUUUUUACCCUCUACAGUAACCUGUUGUAUGCAUUUUCAUCUCUUCAUCCAUUUGUUUUCACCACUCCAUGUUUAAACUGAGACAAAUGGAAGAGUAAUUAUUUUAUUCUAGAGAUGGCUGCCAGAUGACCAGUUUGAGCUCUGCCUGAUGUUUUAUGAGUUUCAAUUUAUCUAUGGUCCAGGCCAAGAAGGUACUGUCUUUCUACGUGAAGAAGAGAAGGUCUCUCAGUUUUUGCGAGCAUGUAAUUUGCUCUUCAGUGAGACAAGUUUCAAGGUUUCUUAUGGACUUGGCAGAAUUCCUUGGAAGAUUAUGCUCUUCUUUCUUAUUUUUGACAAUUGGGAGUAUAUAAGGUACAAGCUCAUCCUAGAGUCCGACUUAAGGAAGGUGAUCAAGUUCACAAGGCAGAAGCUAAAUAACUAAACUCCUCAAUGUGGACCUGGAAGUGUAAAACAAAGCUGCAAAUAUUUUUGUAAAUAGAUGUAAUUUUAUGGCUUAUAUGAAUGUGACUAUGUACUGUAUAGAUGUUUUAUUUAUAUAUUUAUAUAUGCUGAAUUUCCUAAUAUAAAUAGGCACAUGUGGACCAAACCAACCCAGAUGCGAGUGCUUAUARGUUGACUUGAAAAGCCUCUUCGGUUUUUAUUGCAUUAUAGAUCACAGUAAUGGCUCUACAGCUGAGACUACCCUGAGACAUCUGCUGUGACUCUUUCUUCUGCUUUUCUAGCUUUAAAUUUUAGAUGAAGAAAAUCUGUAAAACUUAAGGCCUGAAAAAAAGUUUUCUAAAAAGUUUCAAGGUUUCCCUUUAGGGAAACUAAAAUAAGAGGUUUUGCKGCAGGACCAUGAUUUUUUGGCUUCAUUCUCCUCAGUACAAGGUUUUGGUUUUUUGCCUUCCCCUCUUCUGCAGUAUAAUGAAUUUUGCAGAGUGCUGAAUUUUGUAAAGCAAGAAUUAGCGCACCAUUCUCAAAUUAAUGCCACUACAGAAAUUGUGACAACCUGYACUUCCGUUGCUAUUUCAUAAAGAUAUUAUUUGUCAAUAAUUUUCAAUAGAGUUUAUCUUUAAAAGAAAACUACACUAUAGAGAUGCAGUCAUAUUAAUCUGUCUUUAUACAUUAUAUGUUUUAUCAUAGUUGGUCUGAGAAACCAAAAGGUAAUGGUGUUAAUAGGAACAUUUGAAAUCUUUUCCAUCUGUGUAGUGAUUAGUUUGACUGUUGAUAUUACAUUUUUAAUACUCAGCAGCAUUUCUUUUAAAAUAGGGACAUGGAAAUAAAUGAAAAUGAAUAAAUGGGGAAGCAGACACAAAUUUUUGGAUGGUUAACUAUCCUUUUCAGGAAAUCAUCAUAUGAGUGGUGAUUUCACCACUUUACUAAUUCUAACUAGAAGUUGACAGACAUUAAGCAAGCUUAAUACCUGGUGCAAUUUGGUUUAGAGUAAUUGCAUCUUGAAAAUGGAGCCCAUUUUUAGGUUACUUUUUUUUUUUUUUUUUAAUUUUUCUUUCACCAUUCCCAUUGAAAUGCUGUCAGUUAACUUCUGAGAGCACCCAGAAAAUUAGGAGUGUAGGGAUUAAUCUGCUUGGUCCAUUUAAUUUUUAACUACCUGGUGCUAAGUAAUUGAUAAAUAUUGGAGGUCGAAUUGCAUGGAUGUUUUCUAUCACACAUAUGAGUUUCUUUUGAAACAAAGCAUGUAAACACCAUUUUUCUUCCAAAGCAUCUGCACCUAGAUGUUGAAAAGAAGCAUGUGUUUAAGUGGCCUGCUGAGCUGGGCCAGGAAAGUCAGUGCCUUGCAGUUCUGAGUAAAGUCCUAGUGAACUCCAUUUGCUAAAGCAGAUUUGCAGUACACAAAGAAAAGCACCAUGUGUCCUGUACAUGCUGUGGYGGCUCUUUUCACACUGUGUUUGGGUAAGCAUAGGCAAAACAGCUUUCCCAAAUAUAGAGACAAGCAAAUGCCCUUGGACUGCCCAAACUCUGCCAUUGGUUCUGUCAGAUUACAUAGCCUAAAAUUG